Messenger RNA from Candidula unifasciata, 435 nucleotides. The record is from the annotation of a GenBank genome assembly. Lineage: Eukaryota; Metazoa; Mollusca; Gastropoda; Stylommatophora; Geomitridae.
AUGUUUCUGCUGGUCUCUGGUGUUCCACAAAGGAACGGCACGGAACACGUAACAGAAAUAGCUGAUCUUUGCCUGAAUCUGAGGACCAGAACACGUUCCGUAUGUCUGGACAUCCUGCCCAAUGAUGGUGUUAGGCUGAGAUUCGGUGUUUGCACGGGUCCUGUGGCAGCAGGCAUCGUUGGGCUCAAGAUGCCAAGGUACCUUCUCUUUGGAGACACCGUGAACAUGGCAGCCAGAAUGCAAUCUACAAGCAAACCUCAAUGUAUCCAUCUGUCAGAGACCAGCGCUACAUUACUUAACAGCAAAACAGGAUACAGGCUGGAGCAGCGAGAAGCAGUGGAGAUAAAAGGCAAAGGAGUCAUGCAGACAUAUUGGCUUUUGGAGAAGACGACGUUACGAAACUCGCACAGAGUGGCUAGAACAAAUGUCUCUUAG